Ostertagia ostertagi is the source of this 759-nucleotide messenger RNA. The record is from the annotation of a GenBank genome assembly. Lineage: Eukaryota; Metazoa; Nematoda; Chromadorea; Rhabditida; Trichostrongylidae.
AUGAGCAAAACCCUACUGAUCACCGGCGGCGCCUCGGGCAUCGGCGCCGAGACCGCCCGCCAGGCCGCGACGCGCGGCUACGGCAUCGCCAUCAACUACCGGACCCGCGACACACAAGCCAAACAGGUCGUGGCCGACAUCGAGGCCAAGGGCGGCAAGGCGAUCGCGCUGCCCGGCGACAUGGCGCGCGAGGCCGACAUCGUGCGGCUGUUCGAGGAAACCGAGAAGGCGCUGGGCCCGAUCACUCAUCUGGUGAACAGCGCCGGCACCAACGGCAAGCGCGGCCGGGUCGAUGAAUACGACGCCGCGGUGCUGGCCAAUCUCUUCGCCAUCAACGUCACCGGCCUGAUGCUGUGCUGCCGCGAGGCCGCCAAGCGCAUGUCGACGAAGCACGGCGGCAAGGGCGGGUCGAUCGUCAACGUCUCGUCGAUGGCCGCGACGCUCGGCGGGCGCCUCGGCUCCUCGGCCUAUGCCGCGAGCAAGGGCGCGGUCGACGCCUUCACCAAGGGCUUCGCCCGCGAGGUCGCGUCGGAGGGCAUCCGCGUGAACUCGCUGCGCCCGGGCAUGGUGCUGACCGAGAUGACCGAGGGCCGGCUCAAGGAAGCAGCGUUCCGCGCCAACAUCGAGAAGUCGAUUCCGAUGGGCCGGGUCGGCAAGUCGGCGGAGAUCGCCGAGGCGGUGCUGUGGCUACUGUCGGACGAGUCGUCGUUCAUCACCGGCGCGAUGCUCGAUGCGUCGGGUGGCGGAUACAUCAUCUAG